This is a messenger RNA of Neoarius graeffei (lesser salmon catfish), 2824 nucleotides long. It is a transcript of the gene slc30a10, whose product is annotated as solute carrier family 30 member 10. Gene Ontology annotation, biological process: zinc ion transmembrane transport; detoxification of zinc ion; manganese ion transport. NCBI's taxonomy places the organism in Eukaryota, Metazoa, Chordata, Actinopteri, Siluriformes, Ariidae. Bases 42 to 1253 code for a protein of 403 amino acids. Gene Ontology annotation, cellular component: membrane. The record is from RefSeq and is a predicted model, not a curated record. Gene Ontology annotation, molecular function: zinc ion transmembrane transporter activity. The transcript is spliced from 4 exons.
GCGGCUUUAACGCGCUCAGCAGCUCGGACCCGGACAUCACCAUGGGGCGCUACAGCGGGAACACCUGCCGCCUGAGCUUCAUGCUCGGGAUCACGGGGAUCUUCUUCGUGGCCGAGAUCGUGGCGGGUUAUUUGGGGAACUCGCUGGCGCUGGUGUCGGACUCCUUCAACAUGCUGUCGGACAUCGUGUCCCUGUGCGUGGGGCUGGCGGCGGGCAGGCUGGCGCGGCGACCCGCCUCUCCGCGGUGCACCUUCGGCCUGGCCCGGGCUGAGGCGGUGGGCGCUCUGGCCAACGCGGCCUUCCUGGCGGCGCUCUGCUGCUCCGUGGCGGCCGAGGCGCUGAAGAGGCUCGCGCGGCCCGAGGCUGUGGACGAGCCGGUCAUCGUGCUGAUCGUCGGCUCCCUGGGGCUCGCGGUCAACAUCACCGGGCUGAUCGUGUUCCAGGACCGCCGGUGGCUGUGCGCGAGGAGGCGGCGGCGGGGAGGCAGAUCUUCCGACAGCAGGGUCGGGAACGGUGAAGCAGGCUCCGAGCGGGCUGCUUCACAACACCAAGAGAACAAGCACAGCGAUGGGCCACCGCUGAAUAUAAGAGGAGUCUUACUCCACGUGUUGAACGAUGCUCUAGGCUCAGUUGUGGUGGUGGUCGUCUCAGUGCUGUUUUACAUCUGGCCCCUGCCAGCUGGCGCCCCCUGUAACUGGCAGUGUUACGUGGACCCGAGCCUGACACUGGUCAUGGUGGCCAUAAUCGUGUCCUCAGCUAUCCCUCUAGUCAAAGAGACCACCAGAAUUCUGCUACAGAUGAGUCCACCCAACCUGGACGUCUCCACAAUCCUGGAAGACGUAUGCCAGCUGCCCGGAGUCCUUGGCGUUCACGAAGUGCACGUGUGGGAGCUGGCCAAAGACCGGAACGUGGCUUCCAUGCACGUCAAGGUGACUGCUGACCUUGAGAGCUCUAAAGGUGAAAUUCGACACCUCCAUAUGCAGAUCAGGGAGGUGUUCCAUCGACUGGGAGUGCACAGCAUCACUGUUCAGAUAGAGUUCAGUGACGAGGAGAUGGAGAACAGACACUGUGGAACUCCGUGCAUCUCCUACGACUGUCUGAGGCGAUCCUGCUGUCCUGCCGAUCUGACAACACAGAACCGUACCGAUCUCCAUAAAGUGAAUAACUGUUCUUCUAGAGAAGUGACCACAGUCUUUGGGGAAGGGAGUGGAGAGGAGAGGAGAGGAGGACUCAACAUGGAGACACCAUUUUAAGCCUUCAGGGCCAGCUUCUCUCACUCAACUGAGCUUUAACAGAGAGGCCCAAGCACACCUUCCAUUUUAAGGAAACAAAUCAGUGCUGGAACCAUAGAAUCCACUCAAAUCCAGUCUUGACUUCAGCCUUUAUGGCUGAGACACUGCAAUUCCCCCCCAAAACAAAACAAAAAGGGGGGGGAGGGGGAGCGCAUCUGAAUGAUGCCUCUUAAAAAUGUCAGAAUGUUCAUUUGACAGACUCUUAGCUCACCAACCAAUGAUGAGGUGGCCAUGCAUUUAAAAAAAAAAAAAAAAAGCCAUUUGUCUGCUUUUAGCCAGUUCUGGUCUGCCUUAAUAUCUUAAAUCAAAAUUGAGACACCUUUUCUACAUCCUCAAAAAGACCCAUCAAGUUCCUUUGCCCUGGGUCAAACUGAACCACCUGAAACAGGUCAAAAAACACCAAAUUCCAUCAAACCGUAGUUUUUUGGUUCCUGUUAGUUUCAGCCUGGAGAAUAAGAUUCCUACAGCCCUCCAAAGCAAGCCAUGAACAUUCCAGAUCAAUAUAUUACCUCAGACGGGUACUGCUAACUCCCUAGCUAUGGAAUAGAUCAUCGUAGCAAGGACUAAACACUUGAGUCUUGAUCAAAUCUAAAACCUCAUUGUUAGCCUUUGGUUGGUCAACACUGAUCAUUCCAGAUAAAAAUCCAGGUACCUCAGGGACUAGAAAGAUCAUUCUGUACUUACAAGUGCACCUACUGUAUUUAACCGCCUGUGCUGUGACUGCGAUGCCCUCGGUCUCAAGGACUCGUCAGGGUUGUACGAGUUUUGCAAAGAACAAAAUCAUACGCUCAUACUUCUGAUCUUAAACCAUGUGACGCUGUUGAUUUAUCCCAGUGAGCACCGUCAAAUUUAUUUUUAUAGCGCUUUUAGCAAUAGACAUUGGCGCAAAGCAGCUUUACAACAUUUUAGUGACUUCAAAACAUGAGCUAAUUUUAUCCCCAACGAGCAAGCCUGUGGCCACGGUGGCAAGGAAAAACUCCCUCAGACAACAUGAAGAACCAGACUCAAAAAGGAACCCAUCCUCGUUUGGGUGAGAACAGAUAGCAUGAUAAGUUUUAACAUGAUGUCUGUUUAGUUGAGGUUAUAAACUGUUCAUUGAUGGAAGCUUGAGUGCAAAAAGUGUUCAUGACAACCAACUGCGGUCCUAAAGUUAGCAAGUCAAUUGUAGUCCUCAGCCAUCUUCCAAGUCCAUCCAGCUUCUAAAUACACGUCCAAAGUCAGUUUUAGGCAUUUUACAAAAACAGCCUGAACUGCAAGUCGGAGGACAGGACAGACUUCAAUUCCAAAAAGAUAGCAUGUCAUUAACUGUGACUUAUUGCAAAUUCUCAUUACUUUACACAUAAUCUAGCAGAAUUUAUUGAGUGUUGGAAUAUGGACUACAGAUUAUAUGCAAAUAUUCCAAUAAAUUAGCCUUAGUCAGUGGUCUCAAAGUGUAGGGGAAUAAAAAAGGGUACGAGGCAGAGAACAGGAGGGUACAAUUAAAAAAGGCUGAAGCCCUUCACUGGGAGCCACUGGCAUGCGCCGGGGGGGGG